Messenger RNA from Daktulosphaira vitifoliae (grape phylloxera), 592 nucleotides. Its product is annotated as HIG1 domain family member 1C-like. NCBI's taxonomy places the organism in Eukaryota, Metazoa, Arthropoda, Insecta, Hemiptera, Phylloxeridae. The record is from RefSeq and is a predicted model, not a curated record. The transcript is spliced from 3 exons. Gene Ontology annotation, cellular component: mitochondrion. Bases 238 to 486 code for a protein of 82 amino acids. Gene Ontology annotation, biological process: mitochondrial respirasome assembly.
AAUAUUCUUUAUUAUCUAUGGGGAUUAGACGCAAUAUCAAAAUUUUUUUAGCUUAGUAGCUUGCACAAUAUUAAGCCAUUACCGAUGUAUUUUUUGACAUCAAUUUCAAGAACACAAUUAUGACCUAGUCAAUAACUUAUUUCACUCGAAAAAUUUUUUAAGUUACCUACCAAACGGAUACUUUUUCAGCUGCCUUACCAAACUCAUAUUAUAUAUUGUUAUAAUAUAUAAUAUAUAAUGGAUGAUGACUCAUUUUCUGACAGAUUCUCAAAAAAAGCUAGUCAAAUGCCUUUAUUUCCAAUAGGAAUGGUAGCUUUUGCCUGUGUGGCUGGUUAUGGAAUUUAUAAGUUCAAACAUCGCAAAGGACCAACAUCUUUAUACCUUAUUCAACUACGUUUAGCAGCUCAAGGAUCAGCAGUUGGAAUUAUUGGUUUAGGCUUGUUUUAUAAUAUUUAUAAAGAUGUAAUUGAACCUAAGUUUAAAUAGUUAAAUAGUUUUUUUGUUGAUUUCUUGUUAAUAAUUAGUAUAUUAAUAAUUUAUUGUUUAAAUGUAUGUAAUAUGUUGCUAUUUAAAAAUAAGUGUCAUUUAAUUA